Molecule: messenger RNA, 580 nt
Organism: Carica papaya (papaya)
Lineage: Eukaryota; Viridiplantae; Streptophyta; Magnoliopsida; Brassicales; Caricaceae
Source: RefSeq, a predicted model, not a curated record
CUUGCCCUGGAAAACAUUUAUGGCUUACUCAUAACCUGUCUACUGCUACAGUAUGAGAAGAUACUAAAGUUUAUUUCAACUGCAAAAAGUGAAGGAGCAACUAUUCAGACUGGUGGCACUCGUCCUGAGCAUUUGAAGACGGGAUUUUUUAUUGAACCAACAAUCAUUACUGAUGUAACUAACUCCAUGCAAAUCUGGAGAGAGGAAGUUUUUGGACCUGUUCUAUGUGUUAAGACAUUUUCCACUGAAGAAGAAGCCAUUCAAUUGGCAAAUGAUACCCAUUAUGGGUUAGGUGCUGCUGUGAUAUCCAAAGAUCCUGAGAGGUGUGACCGAGUAAGCAAGGCAUUUCAGGCAGGUAUUGUAUGGAUUAAUUGCUCACAGCCAUGCUUCUGUCCCCCAUGGGGUGGCAACAAGCGUAGUGGCUUUGGACGAGAACUAGUGAAUGGUAUGUUUCUUAUUAUCUGGAUAACGGAUUCAACUAACAUUUUUAUCUAGAUUACUCAAGUAAAAAACAAGUAAUUUGGUUCUUUUGUCAGGGUUUCUGAAUAGAGAAUUCAUGUAAACACAAAUGAAUAUUUGA